GCAGGGACCGGAACGCCCGGGUCUGGUCCGCUGAGUGCGCGGCGUGGGAGGCGGAGCCCGCGGCUCCCGGGGCGGGGCUGCGGCGCGCGGUCAGCUGACCCAGGCGGGGACUGGACCCAGAAGCCGGGUUCCCGCGGCAGACCUUGACUAGAGCCCUCGCCUGCCUCAGUGUACCACACCCUCCCUGCUGGACUGGGGGCCUUCCCUCCACAACCAUGGUCUGGAAGAAACUGAGCUUUGGAAACUUCUCCAACUGCCCCAAUGGCUCCUUAGAGUGGAUAUGGGACGUGUUUGGUGAAUGUGCCCAGGACAGCUGGGAUGAGGCCAGUGUGGGGCUGGGCUUGAUCUCCAUUCUCUGCUUCGCUGCGUCUACCUUCCCCCAGUUCAUCAAGGCCUGCAAGACGGGCAACAUGGACCAAGCCCUGUCCCUGUGGUUCCUCCUGGGCUGGAUCGGUGGAGACUCCUGUAACCUCAUCGGGUCCUUCCUUGCCAACCAGCUGCCCCUGCAGACCUACACAGCGGUGUAUUACGUCCUGGCGGACCUGCUCAUGCUGUCACUGUACUUUCACUACAAGUUCAAGAAACGCCCCUCUCUGUUGUCUGCCCCCAUCAAUUCUGUGCUCUUAUUCUUCGCUGGGUCAGUGUGCGCCACGCCCCUGCUGAGCAGGGCUGGCCCUGUAGCUGCCCCCAGGCAAGUCUUCCGGGGACGGACACUCCUGUCUGUGGAGCCGGGCUUCACGCCCUUCACUAAGCAGGAAAUCAUUGGCUUUGUCAUCGGCUCGGUCUCCAGCGUGCUGUACCUGCUGUCCCGCGUGCCUCAGAUCCGCACCAAUUUCCUGCGGAAGUCGACCGAGGGUGUCUCCUACUCCCUGUUUGCACUGGUGAUGCUGGGGAACACACUGUACGGGCUGAGUGUGCUGCUCAAAAACCCUGAGGUGGGCCAAAGCGAGGGGAGCUACCUGCUGCACCACCUGCCCUGGCUCGUGGGCAGCUUGGGUGUCCUGCUGCUCGACACCGUGAUCUCCAUCCAGUUCCUUCUGUACAGGAACAACACCACUGCCUCAGAGCUCGAGCCUCUCCUCCCCAGCUGACCGGUGCUGGGCUGAGCCCAGGAUGACAGGGACCUGCAGCUCCACCCCCAGGACGGAGCAGGUGUGGGCUGUGGUAACGCUGCUGCCCCUGGGUUAGCCUAGGGAAGGCCAGAACUGACGGCCCCGUCCCUGGAGCCUUCGCGGGCUGGCCUGCCCUGGCAGCAUGCCUCACAGGGUCUGGGACAGCUGUCGAGGGAGCCUCAAGGGAGGGGCUGCAGCUGAGGCCUCUGGGCCUCUCAGAGACAGGGUGGCUGGCCCUGCUGCGCAUCUACCUCACUGCCUCCGCAGGCCUGGGGGGAGCCACAGCUGCUGCCCAGUGGACCAGGACUGUCUUGUUGACUCCAGACAACCCAGUAAACGGUACCGCCUGUCGAGGCUUGUUUCCACUGCUCCUUCCCUAGGUCAUUGGGUGGCAUGGGCUCCUUUGGGGACAUUAGUGCAUGGGGUUCUGUGGUGAGCUGAGUGGAGAGAACCGCAUCAGCCUGCAACCCUGGCCGAGCCUCCUGGGCCUUCCCAUCUCUUAAGCCUGGUCUCUGUGACAGGCUCUAUCUUGGUGGGGGCGUAGCAAGAAUGACACAGGACCAAGCGCUCUGCCCCUCAGUGCUCAGGAAGAAGCAGAAUGUUAAGAGUCAGAUCUGGGGCCGGGCGCAGUGGCUCACGCCUAUAAUCCUAGCACUCUGGGAAGCCGAGGCAGGUGGAUUGCUGAGCUCACAGGUUCAAAAGCAGCCUGAGCCAGAGCGAGACCCCAUCUCUAAAAAUAGCCUGGUGUUGUGGCGGCACCUGUAAUCCCAGCUACUAGGGAGGCUGAGGCAAGAGAAUCACUUGAGCCCAAGAGUUAGAGGUUGCUGUGAACUAUGACACCACACCACUGUACCAAAGGGGACAAAGUGAGUCUAUCUCAAAAACAAAGAACAGUCAGAUCUGGGUUCUGGAUCUUAGAUCCUUGGCACCUGGGUCGUCUCAACUGUGAAACAGGAUGACAGCACUACACUUCAUACCUUACUGUAAGGAGGUGGUGUCACAAUGGAGCAUGGCCCCAAAGUCUGGCACCAAAGAUUAGGUUUGGUGGUUUGUAGUUGAAGGAUAGCCAGGUCUCAGGGAUAGCUUACCAGAGGAGGUGAAAGUGGUUCAGGAAGAGCAAAGGGCAGGUGCAGAGGCCUGGAGGUGGGGGCCUGGGCUGCUCCCAAAGUAGGGCCAUGUACCAAGAGCCUUGAGAGCCAGGCUGGUGCUGAAGACAAGGACAAGGUCCUGGGGCAGGUCAGGCAGCAGCUCAUUAGCAGGUGACUGGGGCGGCUGGAGGAAGAGGAGGGAAUUGGGCCUGGGGAGACCAGAGAGGGAACACCGCUGAGAUUCAGGUAGAGCCAGGAGGGCCAGUCUCCCCCCAGCCCUAGGAGGAGCAGUCCCCAACCUUUUCAGCACCCAGGGACCAAUUUCAUGGAAGACAAUUCUUCCACGGACCAAGGGGGUGGGGUGAGGGAUGGGACAGGAGGCAGAGCUCAGGUUCCUAACAGACCUCAGACUGGUCUAGUCUGCAGCCCAAGAUUUGGGGGCCACUGUCCCAGGCGAUGCUUGUGGAUCUCAGGGUUCCAUCCCACACGUGGCUGAUGUUUGCUGCACACCUGCUGUGUGCAGGCUGGGCUGGUCACCUGCUUUUGGUCACUUACUCAUCCUGUCCUCAUAACCCCUCUAAGAUGGAGGGGGAGGACUCAUGGCCAUAUUAUACAUGAGAAAAUAGCCUACAAGAAACUUAGUGACUUGCCCAAGGUUGCUAUGUAAGAGAGGCAGCAUUUGAUACAUUUGCCCCCUCUGCAGUUGCAGGGGCCCUCUCACUUCUAGCCAAAGUUGGGGCCCUAGAGUCCCCUCCUCCCUUUCCUCCCUGGCUGGGGGUCCAGGACUGUGGCUGGGCGCAAUGCAGCAUCCCCUUUUGAGAGCAGCCCAAACCCUGCUGGUUUCAGGCUCCCAUCUCACCGUCCUGAGUGGCAGCUUCUGCGAGCCUCUGGCCCUGCUCGGCUUACGGAAGGAGGGGCCCCCAGGCUCACUGUUUGCUCCUCCCACCCCCUGGGGCCAGGACUUGGCUGGACACCUGUUCAUUACCUGGGGCCUAUCAGCACCCUUCCAGCCUGAAAACCUGGGGCUCAUGUGGCAACAUGAGCCCCGUGAGCAGGCUUGAGCCAGAGCCAGGGGAAGGAAUUAAGAUAACACGGCCCCUGCUCAGGAAACCUCUCCAGACAGGGUGACAGUCCCUCCUGGGAAACACCCUGUGUGGUGAGGUGCCAGCAGUCACUUUCAGGCAUGAGCUAUGGUUCCUUCCCUCCCAGGAGGCCCCAGUCUGAUGGGGAGUGUCUCAGGGAGUGUCCUGCUCUCUCAGGGAAGGAGAAGAUACAGUCUCUACCCUGGGGGGGGUGUGGGGAGGGCUAUGUGUCCAGUCUGCAGCUAAUCCAAAUCUUGAUUCCUUCUCUUCCUUGGAGCUUUCAUUCCCCUGCCCCAAGUAGGAUUUGAGCUGGUUGGGCUGGAAGAACAAGAUGGGUCCCCAAGGCCAUGUUGGAGGAACUGUUGACACACCCAGAGGCUGGGGGUGGGGGCGUGUGGAGCAUUCAGGCUUUGGGCUCCUACACACCGAGUUUGAAGCAUGCCCCAGCCCCUGGUGAGGCAGGGACUUGGGCACGCACUCUGACCUCAGUUUCUUCAUCCCAUGGGACCAGUAGUACCAUCUAUGUGCCCCCGAACAUGAGUGUGAGGAUUGAAGGAGAGGAGCUCGUGGGCCGGUCCGGGCACCUGGCGUGUGUUCACGCCUGGUAAAUGAAUAGAGGCUACAUCAGCUGGCCCAUUGGAAGGGGUUUGCCUAAUACCUGGACCCCCAUACACACCAUUAUUUCUGAAAGUUAGGAGGGACAAUGGGGUCAUCAGAUGCCACCAGUGUGGUGAAGGUGUGCUGGUGGCUGGGGUCCCCAAGUUCAAAGCCUCCCAGGUGCUUUCCUCUCUCCUGGCUCACACCUCCUGUGCCUUGCAGCAGCCUGGGAGUGGCCUGAAGUGACGAGAGCCCCCACCUUAGGUCUGCCCUCCAUCUGGCCUGAAGCGUGGGAAUUUUGGUUUCAAGCCCAGGGUCAGCCAGAGGAGUGGAGCCACACUUACCACUUGCCCUGUGCAGGAAGGUCUGUCCCUUAGGACACUCAUGGAACAGCAGGCUGUGCCAGUCACCCCCAAAGACCUUGGCAGAUUGUGUUUUAACCAAGUGAGUUGCCAUAUAUGAAAGUUGCCAUAUAUGAAAGCACCAGGCCCCGUGUAAAGACACUGCCAAGACAACACGGCCUUCAGUUUCUGAAGCCGAGGUGGGGGGUCCACCACUCACCCUGCCUUCUGUCUAACUUGGCCUUCAUUGGAACUGAAUAGUGGGAGCUUGGAGGUCCCAGAUGAUGGCCAGGUGCAGAGCCCUAACCACCCGAUGAGAAAGCAUUGAGCUAGAACAAGAGAGAAAAUGAAAAAGCAGGCUGGGCGGGGUGGCUCACACCUGUAAUCCUACCACUCCGGGAGGCUGAGGCCAGUGAAUUGCCUGAGCUCACGAGUUCGAGACCGACCUGAGCAACAGCAAGACCCCUGCCUCUAAAAAUAGCAGGGCCUUCUGGCAGGUGCCUGUAGUCCCAGCUACUCAGGAGGCUGAAGCAAGGGGAUCAUUUGAGCCCAAGAGUUUGAGGUUGCUGUGAGCUAUGACAUGGAACUCUACUCAGGGAGACAAAGUGAGACUCUGCCUCAAAAAAGAAAAAGAAAAAGCACUGAACUGACCCUAAUUCUGGUGGGGAGUGGGGUCACCUUUCACUGGAUUAACUCAGUUCCAUGGACAACUACUAUCCACGUCCCCCAGCCCUCUGACAGCCCUGGGGACACAGUCACCAAGCAGUAGCCCUGUGCCCACGUGUGGAAGUGGUCAAUAACAAUGAUUAUUACUGACAAGUGCUCCCUCCAACCCCCACCAGACAGCCCUGCUCACCACUGUGUCCCCUGUACUCAGUAGGUGCUCAAUGUUUGGCAAAUGAACAAGCAAAGGACUGCCUGAGACUCAAGGAGCACUAAAUCCCGUGGCUUGUAACCAGUAGUCACAGAGCUACUGAAUUGUACACUUUAAAUGGGUGGAUUGUAUAGUAUGUGAAUUGUACCUCAAUAAAGCCACUUGAAAAAAUACCAAAUUAGCUAUUAUGUAUUAAAAUUUGGAUGGGAAAUUGAAGAAUAUAAUUCCAUUCUGUAGAAUUUUUAAUCAUACAAUGAAGUCCAAAGUCAUCUUUUUUUUUUUUAAGGCAAGCAUGAAACAAAGUUUAUUGAGGAAGAGAAAGAUAGGCUUACAGAGUAAGAAAGGUUAUAUAAGGCUGGGCAUGGUGGCUCACACCUGUAAUCCUAGCACUCUGGGAGGCCAAGGCGGGCAAAUCGCUUGAGCUGAGGCGUUUGAGACCAGCCUGAGCAAGAGCAAGACCCUGUCUCUACCAAAAAUAAAGAAGCCAGCUGGCUGUCAUGACUGCCACCUAUAGUCCCAGCUACUUGGGAGACUAAGGCAGGAGGAACACUUGAGCCCAAGAGUUUGGGAUUGCUGUGAGCUAUGAUGACAUGGCACUCUACCCAGGUAUCCAGGGCAACAGAGUGAGACUCUCUCAAAAACAAAAUUAACUAGGCAUUGUGCCGGGCACCUGUAGUCCCAGCUAUUCAGGAGGCUGAGGCAGGAGGAUCACUUGAGCCCAAGAGUUUGAGGUUGCUGUGAGCCAUGAUGAUGCCAUGCCUACCCAGGGUGACAAAGUGAGACUGUCACAAAAAAAAAAGGUUACAAAGGAUACAUUCGCCAUGAAGCCAUGGACAGUGAACUGGCUUUUAUUCCUGGGGCGAUAGGCGAAGAGGUCACCCAAAGUAAUCUGAACCUCGGCUACAUAAGUAGAAGGAACUGUAUAUGGUAUUAGGUUCUAGAAAGAAGCAAAGGAUUUCAUUCACUAGUUGUGUCAAAGAGAUAAAUAGGAAUAUAUUGAAUAUAGUCUAUUCAUUCUGCAGAGCACUUAUUCCAAAUUGGAGAGGUUUCGCAACAAGAGACAGGCAUAUGGUCACAUGUCUCAAUAGUCUAUGAAGAACUAUUUUUUAUUUUUAUUUUUUGAGACAGAGUCUCACUAUGUUGCCCUCAGUAGAGAGCUGUGCCAUCACAACUCACAGCAACCUCAAACUCUUGGGCUUAAGCAAUUCUCUUGCCUCAGCCUCCCAAGUAACUGGGACUACAGGCACCGGCCACAAUGGCCAGCUAUUUUUUUAUUGUAGUUGGCCCGGGCUGGAUUCAAACCCGCCAGUUCCUGUGUAUGUGGCUGGCGUCCUAGCUGCUGAGCUACAGACUCUGGGCCUGAAGAAUCAUUUUAAAAGACAAAAUUCAGGCUCGGCGCCUGUGGCUCAAGCAGUUAAGGCACCAGCCACAUAUA
This is a messenger RNA of Nycticebus coucang (slow loris), 6529 nucleotides long. RefSeq names its product solute carrier family 66 member 1 (gene SLC66A1). NCBI's taxonomy places the organism in Eukaryota, Metazoa, Chordata, Mammalia, Primates, Lorisidae. The coding region runs from base 216 to 1091 and encodes 291 amino acids. The transcript has 8 exons. The record is from RefSeq and is a predicted model, not a curated record.